This is a messenger RNA of Eimeria mitis, 2037 nucleotides long. Its product is annotated as intraflagellar transport particle protein, putative. Gene Ontology annotation, biological process: non-motile cilium assembly; intraciliary transport. The transcript has 11 exons. The coding region runs from base 1 to 2037 and encodes 678 amino acids. The record is from RefSeq and is a predicted model, not a curated record. Gene Ontology annotation, cellular component: ciliary basal body; centriole; ciliary base. Lineage: Eukaryota; Apicomplexa; Conoidasida; Eucoccidiorida; Eimeriidae. Gene Ontology annotation, molecular function: kinesin binding.
AUGGGCUGGACCGUCUUCGUGUUGCCUCUCUUGUCUUCUCCCCCUCAACUUUGUCGCAGCAGUGCUACUGCUGCUGCUGCUGGGGGGAUGAGCCGCAGCGGCAGCAGCGACCCUGCUGCUACUGCUGCUGGAAACGGCACAGAUUCCUUGCUGGAGCCUUUGCCCUUUCUGAGUCCGUCAUCUGCUGCUCAUGCUGCCGCUGCUACUAAUUCUGCUAACGAUAUUAGUGCUGGUGCUGCUGCCGCGGCCGGAGGUGGCCCGGGCUUCUGGAACUCGUUGAGCGGAUCCGGUGCCUCGGGAGCAGCAGCAAAGCAAGACACAUUAGCUGCAGCAGCAGCAGCAACAGCUGACAGCUUGCGGCCCUGCAGCGCUCGAGUGCCAGGACUCCUUACGAACGACGAGAGAUAUUUAGACACCGGCACUGCAGCUGCUGAAGCAGCAGCAGCAAACGCUUAUAGCGAGGCCUGGGCUUCUCUCCUUCGCGCAGUCUCCCUAGCCGAGGCGGAAGAUGACCAGGCAGCCUUGCAGGCAGCCCGUGAAGCAGCAGCUGCAGCAUCUGCUGCUGCUGCUGCUGCUGCUGCAGUAGCAACAGAUUCGGAACUACCAGGGGACACGAAUGUUCUCUCCCUGGAAUUGGCAGCAGGUGUUCACCUCGCAGGCAGACUUGAACGACUAGGGCUAUACGAUGACGCCCACGAGGUGUACAACGGCCUGCUAGCGGACACCAGACUUCCCGAGACAAGGAAGAUGCUGCUUGCCAACAUUGGCUGCAUGCUGCUGAAGCAGCAGAGGCCUCAGGAUGCGCUGAAGGCAUUUAAGGCUGCUCUAGACAACAUACACCUCACAACAAAGGACCAGGGCUACAAAUUGCUGCGAGCUAAACUUCUCCGCAGCGUUGCGGGCUGCCACUUUUCUUUGGGCCGAUACCUCGAGGCAGCUGAGGAAUACGAGCAAGCCAUUGAGCUCGCUCCUGAAGAUGUACAAUCUAUUAUAUCCGGCUUUAAUCUCGUUCUCUGCUACGCCGCCAUUGGAGACGCUGCGCGCAUGCACGAUGCCUUCCUCAUGAUGCUCUCUCUUAAAAAGUGCCAGAUCCAGUCCCUCGUGGCAGAAGAAGAGGAGUUGAGGCCGCAGGAGACUGCUAGGGAGGCCCACUCUGCGUCACCUCCGGUUGCUGGUGCUACUGUUUCUGGUGCUCCUCCUACAGCUGCAGCAGCAGAAGCAGCAGUAGCAGCAGCAACAGCAGCAGCAGUGGAGAGCAGCGAAGCAGACGAGCGGCGUCAGGCUGACGAGGCUGUGUUGAAGGCUGCGCGGUGGCUAGUUGCCUCAGGAGAGCUGCAGCCGCAAGCGGCGUACGAAGGUGUAAUAUCCACCAUGCGGCAGCAUGGCUUUGACGACUUGGCAGGAGAACUGCAGCUGGAGCUCGCAAUGCAGCGGCUGCGUGAAGGGCAGGUGGAGCCCGCCGUAGCAGCUUACAAGGCCUUCAAGCUCCAAAGGCCCCGUCUUCUCCUUCGUGCCUCUAUUAACUUGUGCUUUAUUUUCCUCCUGGAGGGGAAUAUCCAACAGGCCAACACAUACGCAGACAUCGCACUUAAGGCAGACAGGAGGAGUGCUAAGGCGCUCGUUAACAAGGGCUGCGCUCUUUCUCUACAGGGGCAGCACGAGGAGGCUGCGGCGCUCUUUAACGAGGCUGCAAGUGUCGAUCCUCACUGCCAAGAAGCCCUCUACAACCUCACUGUCACCUGGCGCAAACUCGGCAGGCUCCGGCCUUGGGACCUCGACGCGGCGACCUGGUUAGGCAUAGAACUAGUAAAGGCGCAGAACUUCAAGGAGGCUUCUUCUUUUUUCAACUUGGCUGCACAGCUGCAGCCGACAGAAAGCAAGUGGAGGCAACUGGCUGCUCUCUGUCUCCGCAAGUCAGGUCAACUCGGCCCUGCCCUCCUCCUCUAUGAAGCUCUCCACAAAGAGCUUCCUGAUGAUGCCAACAUAUCCAAGCACCUCAGACGCACACGGGUUGCACUGGGCCUUCAAGCCCCUUAA